GGCGCACUAUUCACGGCAUGUGCAGAGACUGGAUAACGUGCCACCCUCAAAUACACGCGCUCCCGCCCUCACCAGUGAGCAGUUAUGGCUGAACCCAAGAACAUCCCAAGUGAGCCCAUGCCACUUGACCUGGAAAACAGAGAUCCCAACAGCAUGAACGAACAUGUGAAGGUCCUGUACGAAGAUGCUUUUGCUGAACCCGAAGGCUCCCACACCAUCCCAGGAGCCUGGGUCAUGUCAUACAAGACAUUCCGUGGGGUGAAGAAUUGCUGCUAUGUGGUGCUCUCAGUUCUGUGUGGCUGCCCAUUGGCCUUUUGCUGGGCCCUGGACUUCGCCUGCAUUCAGUUCUGCCACAUCUGGGCCAUCACACCCUGCUUGCGCAUGUGUAAGAUGAACCUGGCCUGUAUAAAGUUGUUCUGGGGCUACUGCGUGCACUGCAUCUGUGACCCAUGCUGGGAGUCUUGUUCCCUGUUUUUCUCGUCAAUCCGAGUGCAGAACAAGAACUGAUAAAGAAGUGAGGGCUUCCAGUCUCAUGAUGUUGCCCCCCCCACCCCACCACCAGUGACACAGCCAGUCCAGUCAGGAAAGGCUGAAUGACGAUGCCCAUAAGGCAGCGGUGGUGGUGGAGGCAUGUGAAACCUCUGAAACUGGGACCACUCACUAAAGUACCUCCUCACUCGGGUCAUUCUUGGAAGAGAAACCCCAAGAUUGCCUUCACUCCUCAGCCCUUGUGUGUCUGCAUCAGUCCGCCCGUACCAUGUUGUUGUACAUUACCGUCAUCUGUCUGCACUGCUUUGCUCAUUGAUGUAUUUGGCUAAUUGCCUUAAUGUAUGACCUUUGGAAUUAUCUUUUUUUUUCUAUCUAAAUGUAAUGAAGCACAUGGAUUUUUCUUUGUGUGGAAUUAAAGAUGUUCAAUUAAACUUAUAACAUAA
Molecule: messenger RNA, 932 nt
Organism: Erpetoichthys calabaricus (reedfish)
Lineage: Eukaryota; Metazoa; Chordata; Cladistia; Polypteriformes; Polypteridae
Product: caveolin-3-like
Exons: 2
Coding region: 85-507 (140 amino acids)
Biological process (GO): caveola assembly
Cellular component (GO): caveola
Molecular function (GO): molecular adaptor activity
Source: RefSeq, a predicted model, not a curated record